Molecule: messenger RNA, 2087 nt
Organism: Rhinichthys klamathensis goyatoka
Lineage: Eukaryota; Metazoa; Chordata; Actinopteri; Cypriniformes; Leuciscidae
Gene: csf2rb
Product: colony stimulating factor 2 receptor subunit beta
Exons: 13
Coding region: 1-2046 (681 amino acids)
Biological process (GO): immunoglobulin mediated immune response; cytokine-mediated signaling pathway
Cellular component (GO): external side of plasma membrane
Molecular function (GO): cytokine receptor activity; protein binding
Source: RefSeq, a predicted model, not a curated record
AUGUUCUCCACAUGGAUUCUGCAUAUGGUUUCAUUCACUCUGCUGAUCAGACGGGGCAUUGGCAACCAGUGUCUUUAUUAUGAAGUCACGCCUGGGAAAGAAUCUCCAUUGAUGGAUUCCUUGCAGUGCUACAAUGACUUCAUGACACAUGUACAAUGCAGAUGGGAGGUCGAUCCGCAUGUUCUUCCUCAGGCUACAGCAAACAAAUCCAUCUUUGAACUUCACUACUGGGACAAGAGUUUCAAUAGAGAAAAACGUUGUGACCCGCUCAGAACCAGUGUGCUUUUACCCAAUGGGAAGAUCUUUCACGAGUGUCGCUUUAACACUAGAAGGUUUUCUAGUAACACAAAUCACAUUCUAUAUUUCAAAGUACCCUGUAAGUACCCCGGAGCCACAACCCUCAAAGUUGCUCAGCAUGGAAAAGUUAAGGCCCCUAUUGACUUGAAGGAGAUGGUGGCUGAUGGCGGAGGUCAUCUGCUGUCCUGGAAAAGCCCAUAUCCUGCAUCCUCAAAUAUCACAAGAACUCUUACGUACCAGCUUCAGUAUAGCGGUAUGCAAGACUGGACUAUUGUGGAUAACAUUAAUGCGUCUGAGUAUAUGAUUGACAAGGAGUCACUGUUGCCCGGCAACCAUUAUCAAGCCAGAGUGAGGGCGCGGGGUCCUGUAGGACUCUGGAGUGACUGGAGCCCCCUGGUGUCCUGGAAUACUCACAAUGAUGGAGUCUUUAACCUGCAGUGUGUGAUUGUGGGAGAAAAAACUGUGACGUGUACCUGGCAAAUGAAGACAGACCAUUUUGAGUUGAUGUCUUAUCAUCUCUGGUGCAGUGACAGUGAUAACAAUGAAUCCUCUGUUUGUUGUAAAUAUCCUCAGCUGCAGUCCCAGGACGUUGAGCUAUCUGAGUUUAUGUGUUCUGUGAAUGUCUCUGACCCUUACCUGUUAACAGUGGAGCUAAAACCAGUGCUAUACAGUAGGACGUUCAGAACUGGAGAACACAUUAAACUUUCACAACCUGACCAGAUUCAGGUGAUGGAAGAAGAUGGCACCUACAACUUUAACUGGUCUGCAGCAGUUGUUCCAUCAAAGGUGGAGAUGCAGUACUCCACCCAGCUAAAAAUCUCGACCAACAUCUCGGACUCAAUGAUCAUUACCCUUCAAGAUGGGGUCAACAAUUUUGAGUUUCCUUCUGGGAAUCUAAAUGCUUCAACUAUUUACCAGGCCCAGAUCAGAUUACUGCCUGUAAAUGUACAAGACAACAAGUUUAAAGUUCAGCCAUCUGAUUGGUCGCAGCCAGCAGAGUUCACCACUAAGCCAGUUGUAUUGCCCACCAGCUCUGUCAUCUACAUUUUGGUUCCUGUGUUUGUGGCGGUGCUUUUCGUCAUCUUGUACAAUGCCCUUCCUGCCUGUCACAGAAGGAUGAAGUUAUGGAAUGGUUCGGUUCCAUCGCCCAUAAAGAGCAAAGUGUUGGAGGGGAUGAUCAAGAAGUCUCCCACCGGAUGGCCGCAUAUCAUUGAGAAAGAGGCGACCUCUAUUUGUGUUCUGCUGGCAACAGACAAUCUCAGUAUCUGCAAAAGCAGUAUCACCUGGGAGCCGCUUUUGUUACACACUGAAGAUGUGAGUUUAAAUGCUGGUAAAAUGGGACAGUCAUGUGGAUCAAACCACUUGUGCACCUACGUGGGGGAAGGCAUGUGCAAAGACAAAUCAGGCAUGAACUUCAGUGGGCCUUAUAUUCUGUGCUGUGAGGAUUCCUGCACUCAGGACAAAGUAUUGGACGGGUCUACAGACAGAGAUCAGACAUCUGUGUUAGGAAAGUCUGAGAGUUUUGCUCCAAUAAAUGGAGGCUACGUUGUAACUCCUCCCACCGCCAUGCCAGCCAUUCAAAGCCCCGCCCCCAUUGACACUCCGAACAAUAACCCAUCAGAUGAACCUCCAGCCUACACCCCCAGCCCAGAUCAGGGCUGUACGGUCCUCCCUCAUCCAUCCGGAUACUUCACGAUGCCAUGUGUUACCAUGAAACAGUCAGAGCCGAGUGGAUCGUCUGGAACAUAAUUAUCAAGGACUCCAUGUUACUUUGGUGCAUUUCUAAAAAU